UACUGAAACAGUUAAAGUGAUCUUGAGUUGACUCCCUCAGCCGGGGGUAGCAGUCCGUUUCCCCAAAGGCGGGGCAGGGAAAGCCACUGCUUUCUCCCAUUUGUCUGCUUUUCAAACCAGCUCAAGCUCUUACCAGCAGCUGAUGUGUUCAGUGACUCCCCUCUGACUCCAGCAGUUAGAGGCAGGAGAAGUUUGAGCCUGGAGGAGCUGAGCCAGGCAAGGCAGAGCUUCUCCAGCACUGCAGGAGCGCAGGGAAGCAGCAGGCCCAUCCUCGUGCUCCUCCUGCCAGCAGAGAAGUUCAACGUUGGUCUCUGCUCUAAAUAGCUCAUCACUGCCACGAUGACAUCUCCAAGCUCUGCCCAGCAUCCAGCAGCUGAGAAUGCCUGCAGAAUAGCACUUGGACAAGCUAACCAGGUGCGGCCCAAACUGCCACUUCUGAAGAUUCUGCAGGCUGCAGGCGCCCAGGGGGAAACCUUCACACUGAAGGAGGUUAUGCAUUACCUAGGACAGUAUAUCAUGGUGAGGCAGCUAUAUGACAAAAGGCAGCAACACAUGGUCUAUUGUGGAGGAGAUCAGCUGGGAGAACUGCUGGGAUUGGAGAGCUUCUCUGUGAAAGAUCCAAGCCCAGUCUAUGAGAUGCUGAAACGGAACCUGACUUCUGCUGCAGUGGCAGAUGCUGCACAGAGUCUCGCAAAGGAACAGAGCGUCGAUAAGCCAAGCCAAGACCAGCUGAAGUUCAGCCAGCAAGAAGGUUCUGACCCUGGCAUCAUGGAAGGUGAAAGCAAUCCUGCUGCUUUGUCUACCUCAGAGCAAAAAUGUGAGCAUUACGAAGACAAAGACUUAAUAGAAAACCUCUCUAAAAGCAAGAAGCCUAAACUGGACCUAGUGUUUGAGGAAUGGGAUGUAGCUGGUCUUCCAUGGUGGUUUUUAGGCAACCUCAGAAGCAAUUACAAGUCCAGAAGUAAUGGAUCAACAGAUAUUCAGACUAACCAGGACAUAGACACUGCCAUCGUUUCGGAUACUACUGAUGACUUGUGGUUCCUUAAUGAAUGCUCAUCGGAUCAGAACAGUGCUGCAGUCAAGGUGGAAGCAGUUGACUGCGAGGAAGUGAAGGAAGGUGACCAAAAGGUGACUGAGGGUAUCUGUUUGAAUGACUUUGAAGAUUCUCAAUGCUUAAGUGAUGACACAGAUACAGAAGCUGCUUCUGAGGACUGUUGGCAAUGCACCAAAUGCAAGAAGUUUAACUCUCCAGGCAAACGGUACUGUUACCGCUGCUGGGCCUUGCGGAAAGACUGGUACUCAGAUUGUCCCAAACUGGUUCAUUCUCUUUCCCUGUCCAGCAUUGAUGCUAUCCAAAACAAACAGGAUGAUGAAGCGAUCGAUGUCCCGGACUGCCGAAGGACUAUUUCAGCUCCAGUUGGCCAACCCAAAGAGCUGUACGUGGUAGAAACCAAAUCACGUGUAGAUCCCCGCAGCUCUAUUGAGUCUUUGGAUUUGGCACAGGAAUGUGAAAGCCAGGAGUCUUUGUUGCAUUUCACUGAGCAUAAAAAGGAGGAGGAAAUUCAGUCUUUAGAGAGUAUCAAAAAAUUGCUGAACCCUUGCUUCCUGUGCCAUCACAGACCACGGGAUGGGAAUAUUGUCCAUGGAAGGACUGCUCAUCUUGUGGCCUGUUUCAAGUGUGCAAAGAUGCUGAAGAAAAAGAGAUCACCGUGCCCUGUGUGCAGGAAAGACAUUGAGAUGGUGAUCAGGAUCUUUAUGGGGUAGUUGUGCGAGUUCAGGCCUUCUCCCCCAAAAGAUUGCACACAGGUUUCCUUGCACUCACACCAACCCUGACUUCAGAGCUCAGACAGGGAAUACCAAAGAGAAGUAAGAUUCAAAUCUGACCAAGAGCAUGGAGAAAUCCUUUACAUUCAAUGAAGCAGCAUCCACAUUUCAAAUGUCCAUUUAAAUUAAAGCCCAUGGGGAGCAGGGAGCAACUGGCACAUUGGUAUCUCAACAUCCCAGCUUUGAAGUUGUCUAAAUGUUCUGAUUUCAGCUCAGUGCUGUCACUGGGAUGCUCUGUUCUGACAACUGGCUCUUGAAGAAAGCAAGUUUUGGAAAGAGUUAGAACUUUGGCUGCUGGAGUGGUGUUCUCCGGUGAGUCAAACCCUGUGCAGUGCCUUUGAAGGGGGGAGUCUGCCUCUGAGAUGCAUACAUAUAUGCAGGGGUGGGAAAGAGGGUCCAAGCAUCAGUUCUCCUCAGGGCAGUGAGAACUAAACAACCUGGCUUCUGAUUCUUUCGUGUGGUUUAACGUAGGUUUGUUAGAUAAGGUGAAGGUCCUUCUGCUACCAGUCUUGAAAUAAGCCCUCCCAGAUUUUUAAUCCAUAGCUAUCUCAGGUCCCAGAUCAGAUGGCAACAGCAUAGGCUGUUAGGUUUUGCUUUGAUAUUGGAUCUUUUCAUUGGUAUCGAUUCUUCUUUUUCCCAUUUAAAUCCAGGUCUAUGUCACCUAGCAUAGCUUUGCUGAAGCCUGUCCAGCAUUAGCUCAGAAUCUGUUCUGCCAGCUGGAUUAAUUGAGAGCUCUGUGCAUGUUUGGGGAUGUUCUCAUAGCUCUGUGCUUACAGCACCGUUGCAGCUCCUGUCUGCCUCAUCUUGUCAGAUUAAAUAUGCUCAAUUCAGAGCAUGAUGUAGUUUUAAAGACAGGAUAUGAGCCUCUGAGGUAAAAAAAUGGUGAUUUCUGUAAAGCACUGACUGCAGCUGGUUAGUCUGUGGGCUGUGCUUGGUGUUAGUCUGAGAUCACAUCCUAGAGUGUGUGCUCAAACCUUUUUGUUCUGCAGGGUUUUGGAGGGCCUGUAUCAUGCAGCAGUAGCAAUAGUGCCUUCACCAUUCAGGUACACAGGCAUUUGCAUUCAGUACAGUGCAUAGAAUAAACCCUGUUUCAUCAUCUCUAGAAUUCCCUCUCUAGUCUAAGAAGCACACCUGAAGACAGAAAAAGAGAAGGUGAUGCUCAUACCUUGGUGCUUCUCUAGGCUGUUCCCCUUGUCUCCACACUCCGUGCAUGGGUCCAGCCCCGCAGGUCAGGGGUGCAAUGAGACACCCGGAUCCUGUCCAGCAGAAGGUCCUGAUGGUAGAGUUGUUUCUCUGCAAAGAUAACAGAGUAGGUGCUAUAUACAAUCACUGCCUAUCACUGCCAAAAGUCAGAUCAACUUCAUGUUUUGCAUAGUGUUGUGAUGAUUUCUCUGUUGGCUGUACUUUAGACUGUUGUUGUUGGCUGUUAUUUACAGUUGUGUUUUAACUGUUGGAGGAUACCUGGUGUUUAGGUGUACUAUCUGUAAGUCCAUGGGAAUCAAUCCACAUGGAAAAGCUGAUUUAUUGCUCCCUUAACUAAAGGGCUUUUCAAUUGCUGGUGAUGCACUUUAGUCAUGCUGAGAUCAGCAGCGUGGAAUCACCGAAGGGAGUUCCUGCUGGCUAGUUCCUGUCCUUGGGAGGCUAUCAGGCUCCGCAGGGCACAGGGUGGCACUUUGUGGCACUUCUGAAUGCUGUGAAUUCCCCCUCGCCCCGAUAGCUUCUAAGAACUGAAUGUUUGCUAAAAGCAGGUUUAGGGAAUUGUUCCGGUCUCGCUGCACUGAAAAGCAUGUGAUUUGUGGUGAUCAAAACCCAAAAAGUCCAGAGCGUUUAAGUUUCGAUAAUGGGCUGGAAUGUCUCUACCAAGCCCCUUCUGAAGGGCUGUGUGCACUUCCCAUUACCAAGUUGUUUUCAGUGUGGCAGUUCAGGAUAAGGAGCAAAUUGCAAGAAAAGUUGGAGUGUAACAAUCUCUGUGACUUCUUGUUCAGUAGAACCACGGUGUUUACAACCUGCAUUUGUCAAGUUCUUCUUUCUUUUUAGCUGAAGUACUAGUGGACAUAAGAUGAUGUUACUGUUGAUUUUCCUUCCUAUAGAAGAAUAAGCUAUUGCAGUGCAAGCACACCAUGUGUAGCUGUAACUGCCCAGGUUGUGGCUGGGGCUUGGAGGCUGGGGAGAGGUUUAGUGCAGGGAAAGGAGAGAAGAAUGUUCUAUUGCUUUAAGUCUAAAUAAGUAGCAAUGUACCAAGAGCUGCUCUUCUGGCACUAGUUAGGAAGGGCAGAUUUCAGGUGUGGUUGAAGUAGCUCAAAGCAUGCAGUGAUCACCCUGAGCUUACAGCACAGACGGGACAUUGGCCAGGAAGCGUUGUCACCUCUUUUCUCCAGAUGUGGCUGUUAAUGUGGGGUCCCAGUUCAGAAACUCUGUUCUUCUGGAGGUGCUGAGCAUUUGCCUGUCUCACGUAGAUGAAUUCAGAGCUCAGGGGGUGGACUUUGGUUCUCUGAAUAUUCCAUUGGUGUCUGAUAGCAGAUGAGUUCUUCUCUCACAGUGGGUUUACUAUGAAGUGCAAUAUGAGAGGAGAGCUCCUUGGUAACCUCCAGCAGUGAUUGCAGCACAUCUCCUAGGAGCAGAGUUGGCUGGCAAUGCCCAGACUAAAAAGGUUUAUCUGUUUCACUGCUCUUUUUGUCUUCAGAGACAUUGGUUGCUGUUCCUCAGGAGCCUGCUGAGGUCUCUUGGCACAAGUGUACUGUAGGUCAGGUUUCACGUACUGAUCCCUCUGCUUUUCAGCCACUUUUGCCUCCAGUUAUCCCCAGAACCAGCGAAAUCCUUCCUUUGGUGGGUACUUAAGUUCGGUGUGGGAACUGUAGAGUGCCAUUGAGCACAUUAAAGUGCUCUGCAGCAUGAAACCACACGUGUAGGUAAAUGCUCAGUAUUGGCAGCCAGAGGUACACACGUCGCAUUUGCUCUUCUCAGUGACUGUUUGCUGACGCACAGCAGCCUUUGCUUCAGCUCUUCACAAACCUCAGCAUCCCUCUGCUGAGAUGGAUUGUGGAGCCAGCUUAGCCUAAAGAAAGCCGCUACAUGAGGUACAAAGAUCCUUUGGAGCAGCCCCCUGGAAUGCUUACUCUAAGCAGUUACCAUGAGGACAGCUAUGAACUUUCUGACUGUGUUACAUAUCUAUUAUGGUGCAUGACUGUGAUGGAGACCAUAGUGCAGCUUCCCAGGGGCUGUUCCAUCCUCCUGCAUCUAGCAGGAUGAUUAUAUCUGGCACUGAGCAGUCUUCUCAAGAGCAAGAACGAGACCCACACAUUAUACAGGGGUGAUAAACUGUGUUUGGAACAGCUCCAGAAGCACAGGUGACCUUUGGGCAGCAGCUUUUCUGCUCUGGAAGCCCUGCUUCAGUUACCUGUCUGCAGUGACUGGACUUUUCCUUGCUCCUCUGAAGAGGUGGAAUUCCAAGUCCACGGUAGUGUCUGGCCAUCUGCCACAGGCUGGUUACACAUCCCAUCCACUUGCUCUCUGCACCUUAUUAACAGGCAGCUUUGUGAUCGCAGUCCUGCUUUCCUGUGCUCUUUUACCCUGGGUACAUGCACUUGCUGCCCACCCAUGUGUGGGACACCCCAUGCCUGCUGCACGGAGUGGAUGCUUCGGGAAGAUGCAGCCCACUGACCUCUGCAGUUACCUUCUGCAUCUCCAACCCUUAGAAGACACAACCAAUCUGAGGAGCAGCCCAAAGGCAGGAACACGUCGUACCUCUGGCUGAAAGACUUGCUGGCUGGAAAGGGGGAUUUCCUGCCGGAGCUCCCCCAGUGCUCCCAAAUCCUGGUGUAGAGCAGCAUACCACCCUGCACCCGCAGGCAGUGCCGCAGUCACGAGCAGGAGUGCUUGCUCCAUCUAACAACCAUCUCUGUGUUUGCACUAUUGAAAGUGGGCGUGAAUCGCAGAAUGAGCUGGGUUUGUGUCCUGUGUGUAAUGAAUUGAAUUAAAUUGAGCACGUUCUGUGAUAA
This is a messenger RNA of Pezoporus flaviventris, 5822 nucleotides long. RefSeq names its product MDM4 regulator of p53 (gene MDM4). Gene Ontology annotation, biological process: protein ubiquitination; regulation of cell cycle; negative regulation of apoptotic process. The record is from RefSeq and is a predicted model, not a curated record. Gene Ontology annotation, cellular component: nucleus. Gene Ontology annotation, molecular function: ubiquitin-protein transferase activity. NCBI's taxonomy places the organism in Eukaryota, Metazoa, Chordata, Aves, Psittaciformes, Psittacidae. The transcript is spliced from 11 exons. Bases 340 to 1764 code for a protein of 474 amino acids.